CGGUACUGUAGGCGAUAGUAGGCGGAGUGUUCGACAUACGGCCGUUGUUCGUAGCUAGCGAAAGAUCGCGCCGUUCCACUGUACUACUGACGGACCUCUAGCCAUGCCGGAGGGCAACAGUCGGUGGCGCCCCUCGAAGGUGGCCAAGUACGGUGUCGUCAUAUACAUCUACCAUGCACGCAAGUCCUACCCAUACCUCAACCUCCACUUUGGCGACGUCGUUCAGAUAUUGGAGGAGAACGCUGGAUGGUAUCGGGGCUUCUCCCUACGCGACAAGCACAGCAAGGGGAUUUUCCCUGCCUCACACGUCCACCUCAAAGACUGCGAAGUCAAGAACCCAGGACCGGAUGAGGUGGUGGUGCCAAAGGACGACCCCAUGGUCCAGGAACUAUCCGACGUCCUCCGAGAGUGGACCCUCAUCUGGAAGAGGCUCUAUGCAGAGGGAAAAAGACAGCAGUUCCAGGAGCUGACGCAGUUAAUGAGAGAUCUUCUCGAUCGCAGACGACAGAUCCUAUCAAAGACACUGCCACGCGAUGAGCUGAAAGAGCUGAAGCAGCUGGUGGGGUCCAAGAUCGACCAUGGUAACCGGAUGCUGGGAAUGGACCUGGUCCCUCGCGACGAGAAUGGAUCUCCCAUUGACCCCAAGACUGCUGGGGUCAUGCACCUCUACAGGGCGGUGAAGCAAGGGGCGGAGCAGCAAUCGACAGAAGCCAACCCAAGGGUCAGUGCGUUCCUGACACCCCAACAGCUGCCUGUCAUCAGGAAAGACGAGACCCACCUCUUUCUCAAGUUCUCUGCCCUGGCCCUCCCCGUCAAUGAACCCUGUGAACUCUUCUUCUUCAUCUACGACGCCAAGGCUCAGAAAGUCCUCAGUGAGCGGUAUAUGAUAGCCCUCUCCCAGCACUGUCUGCCUCGAGACCCCGAGAAGAUAAACCAGUGUUUUGCCAUAUUCACCGACCUGGACUCUGGCGACCUCAACAACAAGGACCUGUACCUGGCCUGCCACAUCGUUCGCAUUGGACACGAUCUCGAGACGAAGAAGACGGCCAUGCCGCUGAGGAAGCCCCACGGAGCUGCUGUCUAUCCUCUCCACAAACUCCUCACUACCAAACAGCACGACGAGAGAGACGUGCAGAUGGAGGUCUUUGUUUGUCCGCCAUCAGAGUACCACAAACUACUGGACUCCAUCAUCCGGAGACAGGGAGUGUUCCACCCGACAGACAAGGGUACGGGGGUGUUCAUCUCCCUGCGACCUCUCUGGGGCAACAUCGGGAAGGUCAAGGAGGAGAACACUCUGCUCUUCAGGAAAUUCACCGCCGAAUGCCAGAAACUGGGCUUUCCGGAGAUAAUCCGUCCAUAUGAUGUCCGACACGACGUCUACCUCACGCUGCAGCACGGUCUCUUCAACAAGGGCACCAAGAGAGCAGACAAGAACGUGGAGGUCGACGCGGAAGUACUGGACACCAAGGAGAACCCCAUACCGCACUGCAUAUGUCCAGGCAUUGGAGAGGCUUCCAUUACGUCGUUCCAUUCCCUGGUCCAAUACCACAAUGCCACACCCACUUUCAACGAGACCAUCAAGCUGAUGAUAAAUCCAGACCUGAUGCAUAUUGCCAGAGUCAAAUUUGCUUUCUACCAUCGUUCUACCAUAUCGAGUCGACUGGGGAAGACGGAGCCAUUCGCAGUCUCCCACCUGAAGCUGAUGAAGGAGGAUGGCACCACCAUUGAAGACAACAUCCACGAGCUGUUUGUGUUCAAGUUCCGUGAGACGUCGCGUGGUGCCUACAAGUACACCACACUGCCCUGUGUCAACGACCCCACCAGACCUCACCUCUUCUCCCCCGACCUCCUCGUUCCCAAAGACAACUUCUUCGUCAAGACUCAAGUCUGCUCUACUAAACUGACCCAGAAUGCUGACCUCCAUUGUCUCCUCAACUGGAGGAAGAUGCCGGCCAACGACCUGCCCAGAGUGGUGGAGAACGUUACAAAGGUCCCCGGAGAUGAAAUUGUCAAGUUUCUGGCUGACACAUUCAACGCCCUGUUUGCUAUAAUGGAGGAGAAAGGGGACGUGUUUGGCAGCCAUGUGUUUGAGGCCCUGGUCCUCACCAUCGGUCUCCUGGGAGUCGAAAAGUACGAGAACUUCAGACCUGUUCUGGACACCUACUGUGACACUCUGUUCAAGGCUGCCAACGUCCACACGUUGCUGGUGGCGAAGAUGAAACAUGUGUUUGAGCAGGUAAUGUUGGUGGACGGGACAAGAACCAUGAAACAAGCCACCAUUCUCAAGACUUUCAAGGCUGCAGAGUUUCUCAUAAAGUUCAUCAUGAAAUCUCGCUCCAUAUACGACGAAGCAACGCAGGGUAAGGGAGCGGCGCAGUUUCUGCACGACCUCGAGGACCUCCUCCACACAACGUGUCUCCUAAUGAAAGUCGAAUGUCCAGAGAAUGAACUCAUCGCCCCGCGGGCACAGGCCCAGGCUCUCCAGUUCUUCCCUCAGACCUUUGACCUCUUCCUGUUGGUCAUGAGUGUCGAGACCCUCGGCUCCAUCGUCUCCCAGUUCCUCAGCAACCUGAAGGAAACCAAGCUGAAGAUCUAUAAGUCCGUGUUCAUGUCGUCGGUCAUCUCCAGCGAGCUGUUCAGACACAAAGAGUCUCGUGUGAUGAUAGUUCCGGCCAUACUGCGGCACCUCUGCCACCACAUCAACAACAGAGACGACAAUCUCGACAAGAGCCUCGAUGCCCUUGGCUCCAUACUUCUCAUGCUCCACAAACAAGACUCUGUGACUGUGGACACGGAAGUAUGCAUGCUCACCACUGACAUGCUCCAUGUGCUGUUCAAGUGUUUCAUGGAGCUGACUGCUGGGGCCAAGAAGGAGAAGGUGUCACUAGUGGGUCACUGUGUAGCCAACAUGCUUGCUCUCUUGGAACUGAUGUCUCCAAGACACUACCAGGUCCUUCGGGCCUCCUUCAAGACAGCCUCUGACCUAGAGGUGUGUCUCUUCCUCUCCCUCCUUCUCCCUCUCUAACAUUCCCACCCUCCACCACAGGAGUUCAUUCUCCACACGUUCACUGCAUUCUGUGAGCUAGUGGCUCUGGACCUCUAUAACAAUGACUGGACCAUCCUCAAACUGCAGGGAAACUAUGUGGUCUUGAGAGCCACCACGCAGCUGUCGCAGAUCCUGGUGGAGGAUUUCCUUGGAACGAGACAGAACUCUGACCCUUCUUUCUUCAACCCUUCAUUGUGGCAGAACUUCUUCUCGUUGGCGGUGGCCUUCACAGUUCAGAAGUCGUUGCAGCUGGAGCCACUGGGAGAGGUCAAGAGAAACCGGAUCCUCGACAGCUAUGGUGACAUGAGGAUAGCAAUGAACACGACUAAUGAUUGCCAAGUGGAGAGUUCUCGGCCAUUUCCAGGCUCGCUACGUCCCUGCAAUGAUUGGUCCCUUCCUGGAAGUCAGCCUCAUACCUCACUACAGCAAUCAGAAGAGCCACAAUUCCCAUCUUCUACGACAUGAUGGAACUGGAGUACAAACAUCGCCGCAACUUUCACCUGAUGGAGACGGAGAUGAUUGACAAACUGGAUGUGUUCAUCAGCGGAGGCAUGGGAGAUUCUAACUAUCGCCAGCUCCUCAAUGUCAUGUUGACGGAGCGAUGUCGUGCCAACCCAAAGAUGGAGGUGGACGGGGGACGGCAGUUCAUCGAGAGUCUGGUGGAGUUGCUACGGAGACUGCUGGACUUCCGGACGGUGCAGCAGGGAGACGAGUACCGCGACCUCCACAUGCACGUCAUGUUCAGUCUCCUCAACUUCUACAAGGAGAUGGGCCGUGAGGAGAUCUACAUCAGAUACAUCUACCACCUGGCUGAGCUGCACAAGGCCAGCCAUAACUGGGUGGAGGCAGCCAACACUCUCCUACUCCACGCUGAGCUGCUACAGUGGAGCAGCACCAUGCAGAAACAGGAGGGGGCUUUCCCCCGCCAGAGCAGCGCCGAGCGCAAGGAGGCACUCUACGACGAGAUUAUCACCCUCUUCGACAAGGGAAAGAUGUGGGAGUGUGGAAUUCAGCAGUGCAAGGCCAUAGCGUCGCAACUGGAGACCGUCACUUACAACUUUGAGAAACUCAGUGAAAUACAUAAAACCAUUGCUCGUUUCUACCACUCCAUCAUCCACGAGCUGCGGGCAGAGCCCGAGUAUUUCAGAGUUGGAUUCUUUGGAGGAUUCCCCCAGUUUCUGAAGAACAAGGUGUUCAUCUUCAGAGGUCAGGAGUUUGAGAAGCUGGCAGAGUUCAAUGGCCGAAUGGUCACCAUCUUCCCCAACGCUCGGUUCAUGAAGACACUGGAGACGCCCGGUCUAGACAUCCUGGAGUCACGAGAACAGUACAUCCAGUCGUCAUCAGUGGAACCCAUCCCCGAGCCAGAGCUGAUGGCCAGGUUUGAAGGGAAGAACGUCCAGGAGCAGGUCGUCCGGUUCUUCAGAAUCAACAACGUGCGGCGGUUCAUGCUCAAGAGACCGUUCCAUCGGGGACAGAAGGACAAGACCAACGAGUACAAGUCGCUGCAUGUGGACCGGAUCGUCUACUCCACGACGCACCGUUUCCCAAACAUCCUCCGGUGGUUUGAGGUCAAGUCUACCGACACGACCACGCUGAACCCGGUGCAGAACGGAAUAGAGAUGGUGAUGGACAACGUGGAGCAGCUGAAGACGGUCAUACAGCGUAUCCGUAACGAUUCCACCCACAGCACGAACCCCCUCACCAUGAAACUGAACGGCUCUCUGGAUGCAGCUGUCAAUGGAGGAGUCAGCAUGUUCGAGGUAUUCUUCACUCAGCCGUUUCAGGACACGAAUCCCGAGUGCAAACCGCACAUACCCAGACUGAGGAUGCUCAUGGAAGAACUGAGCAAGGUGCUGACAGAAGGGGUUGCCCUCCACUCCCAAGUGAGGCCUGACAGUAUGAGAGGUCUGCACGAGAGACUGGAGGAACAGCUGCAGAAGUACACCGCUCGCUACAACACAUUCUCCAACGGCGACUACGAGAGGUACGAGGCUGGGCCGUAUCGACCACACCCCGAGACUCCGCCCACCAGACGACCGUCCAGCUCCACCUCUGCCCAGAGACGGGGGUCUCAGAAGAGGGUUGUCAGUGGAGGGAGUGAUAGAUCGUUCACAGUAUCAUCCCGUCCGUCAUCCAUCCACUACGAGGGAGUGAUAGGAGGAGAGAAGAGAGACAGAGCCAGCACAGAGAUGCGAUACGAUCCUACUCCUCUUGAUCCAGGGAAUAGGGAGAGGGACUACGACGCAGUGCCUCCUGUGCCAGUCAAGAAGAAGUCAACUGCUCACAUGCACUCUCCUGUCAGCCAGAGAGCCAAUGGGACUCCGCCCUCCAUUCCUCCCCAUCGCACCGUGUCAGUAGUUCAAGGAGACGCCACUCCUCCCCCUCCUCCUGUGAGAAGGAACAUGACGUCCGCUGCGAUGAACCCUCUCCCGCCAGCCCGGCCCACCUCCUCCAGUCCCCCUCCCUUCAUUCCUCCUCGUUCCCACUCCGUGAGACAGAACUCCAGACUCUCCGGCUCCUCCUUCGACUCCGCCAGUCUGGAGCUCCCUGAACACUCUCCUUCCUCCACCCCUCAGGACGGUGGUACUCCAGUUACAGCUCACCGUGAGCGAGUGACAGGAGAGGGAGGAGGGGAGCAGGGGGAAAGGGGAGAGGUCGCCCCUGCCGUUCCGGCCAAACGAGGCUCCACGGCGUCCUCUGUGAUGAGUGGUGGAGAGGAGUCUGUGGAGGUUCCCCCUCCUCCUCCUCCCAAAACUGCCAACAGGGCCAGUGGAGGAACACUUGGAGAUGGGAAAAAGACAGAAACUCCGCCUACAGAGAACUCUGUUCUAUAGCCAUAUUACCAUGGCAACACCACGCCCUACAAUGACCUGUCGUUAAUCAUUGUAAUUGUUCUGUUAGUGUGUGCCAGGGACGCUUUAGCUCGUGUUCUAUACUAGGCUAUAUAGUGCACUUCAAGUAAGUGGCUGUGAUAAAUUAUUAUAACGCACACAUUUCCACAGAGUUUGCUGUGCUGUAAUGAACUUACUGGUGUUUAUAACAUUUUUAUGCCACUCUUACGCAAUAUAUUUCACUGGUAUUUCACCCUGCCGUUCCAUAGUUUGACCAACACUUUUUGAAAAGACUAUAAUGAUGCACAUAUGGUACAUAUUAUUUCUGUUACGAAACAUAUUAUACCGUCCACUGGCUAGGACAAUCCGGUGCAGCAAAUGAAAUGCUAUAACAACAGAACACAGAUAACACGAGAUAUGAACACAACGACAGAAGGACAGACAGACGGAGAUCUGAUCAGAAUAAUAUGUACUAUAUACACUAUAGUGUGGGUAAAAAAUGAUGAAGAAAAAUAGAACACUCUUUCAUACGUACAUUACAAGACACAGACGGUGGGACACACGUGACUAUGGAUACAAUAUACUGCUGCAUACAAAAGAGCCGGCCGGCCCGCGGGAAGCAGGCCGACUGAAGCGGGUGGUUUCUGUGAAGCAAUGUUCUGGCAAAGGGACAUGUUGAAGGGGAGCUGACGACACUGACGACACUGACGACACUAACACACACACAGAGAGACGAUACUAUAGACUACAGUGGGCUACAGCAAAUACUAAGACAACAAGAGGUCACAGACAUCAAUGGCGGCUACGUAGCAGGGAGAAGGGGUGCACUAAAUAGGGUAUAUGUUACAGGGUGUGAACAGCAGGUGCGCAUGACUGCCCCGCCCCCUCCUUCCCCCGCCAUUUCAGCCAUCAUACGGCAAUCUGGAUCUUGUGAGCGGUUGCCGUGCAACCUCCGUCGCUGCCGGAUGUGGUGGAGCUCGUUUCGUCGUCAGAAUCAUGGGUAGUCACGUCGAUGACAACAUUAUCAUCGUCGUCAUGGCCAUCGAGGUCGUCGAUAAGGGACAGUGACCUCUGACCUUUGAUCUUUGAGGAGUUGUGUCCGAGGGAGGAGGUGGAGUCGAGGGACUCGUCAUUGGAGUAGGUGGGGGAA
This is a messenger RNA of Geodia barretti, 7027 nucleotides long. The record is from the annotation of a GenBank genome assembly. NCBI's taxonomy places the organism in Eukaryota, Metazoa, Porifera, Demospongiae, Tetractinellida, Geodiidae.